UGGUAUAUUUGUUUGGCCUGGCCUGCUCUGCCAUUGCCAUUUUUAAAAAAAAAAAUCUUCAGCCUCUGCUAUAAAUCUGCUAUAAUGGACAGGCAGGUGAGCCUUACCAGGACGGAAAUGUUCUCUUUCGUCAAUCCUUGGAUUCGGUACUUCCUGUUCUUCUUCAGCUUUUUAUUCUGGGUGUUUUCUCUUCUCAUUGUAGCUAUUGGAGUAUAUGCCAAAGUUCAGAAAGCAACCGACGCAGUGCGUGACACGUUCCUUAUUGAUCCUGCUGUGUUUCUCAUUGUGGUCGGGGUGGUCAUGUUCUUCAUCACCUUCUGCGGAUGCAUCGGAGCUCUGCGAGAAAACAUUCGGCUCCUUAAAAUUUUCUCAUUUAGUCUUACCUUGGUCUUUCUAACCCAAAUGGUCAUUGCAAUCCUGGGCUUCUUCUACUCUGACCAGACACGCGAUGCUCUGGGGAAAUUCGUGAAAAAGGCCAUUGUGCACUAUCGAGAUGACCUGGACCUUCAAAACCUAAUGGACUACAUCCAAAAAGAGUUCAAAUGCUGUGGCUGGAACAACUACACCGACUGGUCCUGGAACCUCUACUUCAACUGCACCCCGUCAAACCCCAGCACUGAGAGAUGUGCGGUUCCCUUCUCAUGCUGCACUCCUCUACCAGGAGAGACUGUGAUCAACACCAUGUGUGGUUUUGGGGUUCAAACACAAAACCACCUGGACACCACUAAAUCCAUCUAUCCGGUGGGCUGUGCAGACAGAGCUGUAAUAUGGAUUGAAUCUCACCUGCUGUUAGUUGGGGCGCUCACGCUGGGUCUCGCUUUACCACAGAUUGUAGGCAUCGUUCUGUCUCUGAUCCUCAUUUCUGAGAUCCAGAAAGAGAUCGGAUCCAUCAUGUAGAAGCAGCAGACAAUCACCUGCAGUGCCGCCAAACUCU
Molecule: messenger RNA, 934 nt
Organism: Onychostoma macrolepis
Lineage: Eukaryota; Metazoa; Chordata; Actinopteri; Cypriniformes; Cyprinidae
Gene: tspan33b
Product: tetraspanin 33b
Exons: 8
Coding region: 85-897 (270 amino acids)
Cellular component (GO): membrane
Source: RefSeq, a predicted model, not a curated record